ACAAAUUAAACCAGCAUCAGUAUUUUAAUAUUUUGAAGUAUAGUAGUUGGACCCUUUUACAGUAGCCUAAACUCUUUUGGGGUUGCUAUACUAAAAGUCCAAGAUAGUCAUUGAAGAGUGUGAUAGUUUGAGUUUUACAAUUGUUUCACCUCAUGUCGAUCUCACAUGUUUCUGUAAAAUUAUAGUAUUGUCUCUCUGAACCCUCAUACAGUUAUCACCAAGUGCCAACUCUCUUUUGUUUUAAUCGCCUGAUUAGUAUCAUCAUCGAAUGAUAUAUACGACUUGAGUAACCUAACUAGUAAAUCGAAUUGACGAGACUAAUAUUUAGAAAUACGGAAAUAUCAAAUUCCUAGCAAAAAUAUAUUGUGUAUGCAUAUACCAAAGUAAUGUGAGGCUCAAGAAAGAGCAUCAACAGAAACAAUUCCACAUGACAUUCCCCCACAAAAACAUAAAGCUAUAGAACCCAAGGGUGUGAAGGAAAGUGAUAAAUGAAAAGCCAAAAGUUAGGUCUCGUGGCACACCACUCAUUUCCCUUAUCGAACAUUAAGCCAAACCGAGUUAGGCCAUCCGACGGUAAACACGUUACUUUCCCCCAAACCGAGCAAAUGUAAAAAGAGAGAAGAAAGAAACCUUGGAUCAGCAAAGCUUUAGCUGGAUCCAAGCAAUAACUCUUGUUUACUUCCAAUAUGGAACAAAAUUACACCAUCUAGCAUCAUAGCCCACAACCUCAGUACAGCCAUGUUGUGAAGGAAGGUGAUCGAGCAGCAGCAAUGGAGGGACUUCGUCUAUGUACAGAAUAAACAGAGCACUGGUUUGGGCUUCCUUUAACCCAAACCAGAGGAAGAAGAUGAAGUAGCUGCUACGGCGUCGUGUUUGCUUGUUGUCUUCACACAAGUGAAUGCGACGCCGUUCUGCCAAGUGACGUUGAGUGAGCAACGAUUAAGAAGACAGGAUUUACACUUGGCGCCUCUCCAUUGGUUGAUUUCAACAAUUAGUUUGUUACCGUUAGCUGAACAGUGUAUAGAUUAGCUUUGUACAGUUUGGUUUACUCUGCAGUUUUACCCCUUUCACUCUUGUAUAUAUAUGAAUGAAAGAUCGAAAAUGGAGGCAAAUUCGGCAUUUCCACAAACACAGCCGCUCUCAUUGUUUAUCCUUUCUCUUCUACCUCAUUCUGUAACCCUAAUUCCACCUAGGGUUUAUAGUUUUCUCAUGGUAUCAGAGCCUGGUUAGGCUUCUGAUCCUUCAUCCUUUCUCAUUCUCUAAACGCAUAGCUCUUCUACAACAAUGGCAGACGAUGAAUCUCAAGCAUCUGAAUCAAACAGAAACACUCAAACCCUCAUCAAUCGAUAUGAAGACCCUUAUUCAAACCCACUGUACUUGGCAACCAGUGACAAUUCCUUCCUUCCAGUCAUCGGAUUCAAGCUCAACGAUGACAAUUACCUCUUAUGGAGCGAGUCCAUGGAGGUUGCUCUUCGCACCAAGAACAAGUGGGGUUUCAUCAAUGGAACAGUACAGGUACCACCCAUCACUGAUCCUUCUUACAGCACUUGGGAUAGAUGCAAUGGAACUGUCCUGUGUUGGAUCAGGAAUUCUGUCUCUGAGGAUAUUGUUCCAAGCCUGAGAAAUAUCAGGUCAGCAGCUGAGGCUUGGGCUUAUCUCAGAUCUAAGUUCAGUCAAGGCGAUUCCGUGAGAAUUGCAAACUUGCAGGAGAAGGUUGAUCUUACCAAGCAGGGUAAUCAAACCGUUAGACAAUAUCACACCAACCUGAAGGUGUUGUGGGAUGAACAGGCUAGCUAUGAACCGAUCCCGAUUUGUGAAUGUGCUGCUAAAACUCAUGAAACUGUUAUUAUGUACCAAGACAGAAGGAAAGUUAUCAGGUUCUUGCUAGGUCUGAAUGAAACAUACCAACAAGCAAAAACCCAGAUGCUCAUGCUUGACCCUCUCCCAGACAUUGAUACUGUUUACAGAGCUGUGAUUCAACUUGAAAGACAGAUGAACACAGGAAAAGGGAAGUCCACCCAAGAUUCCAUUGCACUUGCAGCUGCAACUGGAAACCUUAACCAGCGAAGAGAAGAUAAGAGAGAUGCUGGGAGAGAAGGAAAGAAAGGGCAGGAGCUGUUUUGCAGGUAUUGCAAGAAAGACAAUCAUGUGAUUGAGGACUGUUACAGAUUAAAGAACAAAAGGAAAUUAGAGGGAGGAAACAGGAACUUUGCUGGUUCAGUUGAGGUAAACUCUGGUGAUGGAAACAAUUCUGCUGGAAGCAACACUCAAAGUCCAACAAGUCCAGUUUCUGAGAACAGAAACAGCCAGGAAGGACAAUCUAUCUGGUUCACUUCUGAUGAGAUUAGCAAGCUGAGGAAUCUGCUCCAGCAUCAAUCAGCCACACCACAGUUUGCUCAAUCCAACUCAGUCACUACUCGAUCCAGUGCUCCUGUUCCUCCUAGGCAUUCCAUUACAGGUAAAGUUUGUCUCUCGACAACUUUAGAAAAUCACAUAUCUGCAGUGUGGGUGCUUGAUACAGGAGCUAGUGACCAUAUUGUGUGCAAUGUGAAUUUGAUGCUUAGAUGCAAAGAGGUGUCUGACAUGUAUGUCACUCUACCAAAUGGACAAAGUGCCAAAGUUUCACACAUAGGAAUAGCUAAGAUUCCUUGUGGUAUUCUUAUCACCAAUGUCCUGUUAGUUCCAUCCUUUACUUACAACCUUAUCUCAGUUAGUCAGUUGACCAAGAAAACCCCAGUCUCACUAUUGUUUGAAUCCAACUUCUGUUGUAUCCAGGACCUAAUCUCACAACAGAAGAUUGGUUCAAUCCAAGUAGAUAGAGGGCUAUAUCUGCUGGGGAGUGGAGCUGGAGGAAACCAAAGAAACAAGCACCAAGCCUAUGGAGUUAAUACCAAUCAUGAGUCUGAUUUAUGGCAUUUAAGACUAGGGCAUUUGUCUCUCCCUAGACUCCAAACCAUACAGAAACAGAAUAGUUCAAUUACCUUUCCUUCUUCUUCUCAUUGUGAGAUAUGCAAUUUGUCCAAACAAAAGAGAUUACCAUUUCCCAGAAGCAAUUCAGUUUGUAAGGAACCAUUUGACAUGAUCCAUGUAGACAUAUGGGGGCCAGUUAAUGUGGUUUCUCAUGAUGGUUUUAAGUACUUUAUGACUGUUGUUGAUGAUCAUAGUAGAUCCACCUGGUUAUUCCUGAUGAGUAGCAAGUCUGAGGCAAGAGGAUUUCUACAAUCCUUCUGUGCAAUGGUUCAAACACAGUUUGAUAAGACCAUUAGAGUAGUCAGAUCAGACCAGGGACAAGAAUUCAACAUGCCUGAUUUUUACAAUCAACAUGGCAUGAUCCACCAGCUGAGCUGUGUUAGAACAGCACAACAAAAUGGUAGGGUUGAGAGGAAACAUCAGCAUCUGCUGAAUGUUGCUAGAUCUCUCAAAAUUCAAUCUGGAAUGCCUGUCAGUUUUUGGAGCCAUUUUGUGUUACAUGCUGCAUACCUUAUCAACAGGAUCCCUACUCCAAUCCUGUCCAACAAAUCACCCUUUGAAUGUUUGUAUGGCAUACCCCCAGAUUACAGUAAUUUGAAGGUGUUUGGAUGCAUGGCAUAUGCCACUGAUUUGAAUGAACACAAAGGAAAACUUGAUCCUAGAGCCAAAAGGGCAGCAUUUCUAGGAUAUCCAUACAACAUCAAAGGGUAUAGGCUGUUUGAUCUGGAAACUUUACAAGUAUUUGACAGCAGAGAUGUUGUCUUCAAUGAAAGCUGCUUUCCUUUCAAGCUCUCCCAACAAACCUCACCUAAUCCCUCCACUCAAACCUCUUCCUCUAUUCCCACACCUAAUGACUUCUAUGAAGAACCAUCUACACUUCCUAUACUGCCCACAGAUCAUAAUGUACAUGAGACUGUGGAUCCAGAUUAUGACCCUUCUUAUGCUUCAGAUUCAGAUAACUCUGAUGAAACACCAUUACCUUCACCUAUUCCCACUUCACCUGACCCAUCUCCACCAUUACCUCAACCUGCCAGUACACUUGAUGUUCCUAUAGCACUCAGAAAAGCCACUAGAGAAACCAAAAGACCCAGCCACCUUUCUGACUAUCAUGUCAGCUUACUCACUCACUCCACUCCUGAACAUGAUACUACCCUUCUAUACCCUCUUAGCCAAAGUGUCAGCUAUGACCAUCUUUCCCCAUCUCACAAACAUUUUUCCCUUUCCAUUUCUGUGGUGCCUGAACCACAGUCAUACAGCCAAGCCAUUAAAGACCCACGUUGGGAGAGAGCUAUCAUUGAAGAAUUGAGAGCCUUGAUUGAUAAUCAAACCUGGGUUAUUGUUGAACUUCCAUCUGGACACACAGCUGUUGGUUGCAAAUGGUUGUUCAAAACCAAGUAUCUUGCAGAUGGCACAGUGGAUAGAUUUAAAGCUCGUUUAGUCGCCAAAGGGUACACUCAGAUACCUGGCAUUGAUUUUGUGGAUACAUACUCACCUGUAGCCAAGAUGAACUCAGUUAAACUGCUUCUAGCAGUUGCAGCCAUUAAGGGCCGGUAUUUGCACCAGUUAGAUGUAAGUAAUGCAUUCUUACAUGGUGAUCUCGAAGAGGAUGUUUAUAUGGAACUACCUGAAGGUAUGAAGGAUCAGCCUGGCAUGAAGGGAAAGGUACUAAAAUUGCAGAAAUCCCUUUAUGGAUUAAAACAGGCAAGCAGACAAUGGUACAUUAAGCUUAGUGCUUGUUUACAGAACUUGGGUUUUGAGCUGUCUUUUGAUGACUAUUCAGUUUUCAAACUACAUUCAAAGGGGGCAACAGUGAUUGUCAUCAUCUAUGUAGAUGACAUUAUUGUUGCAGGAGAUGACCUUGAUCUCAUUCAGCAGACCAAACAGCAAUUACAGCAAGCCUUCAAAGUUAAAGACUUAGGCAAUUUGAAGUACUUUCUUGGAAUUGAAAUUGCCAGAUCAGCUGCUGGGAUUUCUCUAUGUCAACGUAAAUUCUGUCUUGAACUGCUCUCAGAAUCUGGUUUUCUUGAGUCCAAACCUGCCAAGACACCCCUGAGUAUGAAAACCACUCUCUCAGCUUCUGAUGGUAUCCCAUUAACAGAUGGAACAGAGUAUCGCCAUCUGUUGGGCCAACUCCAGUACCUCACUACAACCAGACCAGACAUCUGCUUCCCAGUACAGCAGCUCUGUCAAUUUCAGGGGGCCCCUACUACAGUCCAUCUUUCUGCUCUUCAUCGAGUUUUAAGGUAUCUGAAGAGCUGUCCCGCUCAAGGUCUCUGGUUUUCUUCAAGUUCAUCUACUCUGAUUCGAGGAUAUUGUGACUCAGAUUGGGCCACAUGUCCUGACUCUCGCAGAUCAGUCACAGGGUAUUGUACCUUUCUUGGGGACUCCCUUGUGACAUGGAAAAGUAAAAAACAGACCACUGUCUCACGCUCCUCCUCUGAAGCAGAAUACAGGGCAUUGGCUCAAUUAUCUUGUGAGGUUCAGUGGUUGAAAUCUCUAUUGCAUUUCUUUGGUCAAGAACAUCCUGAUCCAAUCAAGGUGUUCUGUGACAACUCUUCUGCCAUUCAUAUUGCAGAGAAUCCAAUCUUUCACGAGCGUACAAAGCAUAUUGAAGUUGAUUGCCAUGUGACUCGUGAAAGAUUGAAGUCAGGUCUCCUCACCCUACACCAUAUUCGAACAGAUAAUCAGCUGGCAGAUUUUUUCACAAAGGGGUUGUCAACUGAUCGUUUUGCUUCUCUACUUUGCAAGCUGGGAGUUCAUGAUAUGUACUCCGCAGCUUGAGGGGGCCUGUGAAGGAAGGUGAUCGAGCAGCAGCAAUGGAGGGACUUCGUCUAUGUACAGAAUAAACAGAGCACUGGUUUGGGCUUCCUUUAACCCAAACCAGAGGAAGAAGAUGAAGUAGCUGCUACGGCGUCGUGUUUGCUUGUUGUCUUCACACAAGUGAAUGCGACGCCGUUCUGCCAAGUGACGUUGAGUGAGCAACGAUUAAGAAGACAGGAUUUACACUUGGCGCCUCUCCAUUGGUUGAUUUCAACAAUUAGUUUGUUACCGUUAGCUGAACAGUGUAUAGAUUAGCUUUGUACAGUUUGGUUUACUCUGCAGUUUUACCCCUUUCACUCUUGUAUAUAUAUGAAUGAAAGAUCGAAAAUGGAGGCAAAUUCGGCAUUUCCACAAACACAGCCGCUCUCAUUGUUUAUCCUUUCUCUUCUACCUCAUUCUGUAACCCUAAUUCCACCUAGGGUUUAUAGUUUUCUCACAUGUCGAUCCGAGCAGAGCGAGUCGGUGAGUGACGCUUUCAUAUUGGCAAACCUAGGAGAGGCAUUCUCGAGUCACGAUCCGGUACUCAUCUGGGUCCCAAAUUAAUACAACAUUUAUAACUUUUUUAAAUUUUAUAUAUUCGAUCCAGUACUUAUCAGGUCACGAUCCAAUCCUCUGUGCCUCUUUUCGAAUUCGACUUAAUAUUUUUUUUUUUAAGAGAUAUCAUAUAUUAAUCCAAUCAAAAAGAUAGUUACAUCCUGGAAAGCAGCCAGGCCCUGAAAUCAAACAAACGAUACGCAAUCGGGUACAAAGAGAGGGCUUUUCUAGCUACCGAAUGAGCUACCCUAUUGUUUUCCCGACCUACAAACCGCACACUAAACUUCGGAUGAGCAUCAAAAUACUGACAAAUCUCUUUCAUAAUUGCCCCCAAGUGAUUGUCACGCGAAUCGACUUGAUAUUCCUAUUAUGUCUUGAAUCAAUAAUUGGGCUUUCAUAUGGAUGCAAAUGGAGCAGCAAAUGGGUCUCGCAUCAGAAAAUAAAUAUCUUCCCCUUCAUAUCUCAGUGAGUGCUGCUGCUGUGCAUCGUGUUGGAUCAUGUGGCCUUGGUUAUUGGCCACACAAUCAAUCAAGAGGCUGCUCAGAAAACCACUGUGCGAGUAUCAAUGCCGCGCCACGUGUCCAUCGUCCCGGCGGGCCAAAGGUUUCAUGGAAUAUCUGUUUUAGGACCUUUGGGCCGCGGCCUUUAUUCCUUUUCCCCGGCGCCGGAGAGCGUUGGACGGUGACGAGAUAGAAAGAAAAGGGUCCGAUCAGGUGGGCAAUGGUCCACCCUAAGCAAUUCGGGGUGGAUUAAAUGAACAAUUGGUUUGGUGAAAAACCACAAUCAUGCAACACUGCAUUAAUUGAUCAUGGGUUGGUUGAAGUUAAGGGGUUGACCAAAUGAGUCACAUUAUCACAAAAUAUAAACCGUUGAAAACCGUCUAUUGAUUUAAACUUCUGUAAGAAAAGAAAAAAAAAGUUCGGUCGAACCGCUAAUAUGGUACUGUUUCACAAGCAUCGAUGUUAAGAAUUAGGGCCAAACUAUUUUUAGCCAGUUGGGGUCCAGAUAUAUAAAGUGUAGUUCACAUGUGUUUGAUUUAAAUUCGUUUAUUUCCAACCCACCACACUUCUUAUUUAAGACUUUAACACGUAACCUCAAUGACAAACCAGUUAUGAUACGAUAUCAUAAACUAACUGGGUCCAAUAAACCGAUUUGUUGAAAAAUGACCAUAUACGAUAUUUAGCCACUUACUUACAAUAGAGAUUGGGGAUUUGACCACCCAUUAAAAUCAACUGCGAGAUGAAAAUUCUCAAAAUAUCGCGCUAAGAAAAUAUCACAAGACAU
Molecule: messenger RNA, 7608 nt
Organism: Linum trigynum
Lineage: Eukaryota; Viridiplantae; Streptophyta; Magnoliopsida; Malpighiales; Linaceae
Source: the annotation of a GenBank genome assembly